UCGUCCCGCUUGCACUAUUCUUUUUCCCCUGCUUCACAUUUGCUGAUAAACUUGUCUAAACAAAGAGCGGAGUGGGAUUUGGGGUCGGCGGAGGAGGUCCUAUUUGGUCAAGGAUUUAUUAAACCUCGUUGGUCAAUAAAGUAGACAAGUAGGCUGCUCCCUUCUACCAAAGGACACGGCCUUUUUGAGGCCAAAGCAAACGGGGAUAGAUUAAAAUUUAAGGCAAAGGCAUCAUUAGCAGUUAAACAAGAAUAUUGGCAUUUUAUUAGUUUUCCUUCUCUGCUGUGCUCUCUUUCUCAAAAGAGAGACGCAGCAGAGAAAAUUAAGGGCUUAUUGGGCUUUAAAUUCAUCGAAAUACCUGAUCCCUGCGUAUCCGAAAUCGAGUCCUGUUGGCUUAUUUUCGUUGCUGGUGGUUCUUUGAAUAUAGAUCAAGAUUAAAGAGAUAAAAGUUGUUUCAAAGUUUGCUAAUAUGGGUAGAAUAAGAUUGAAUGGUGUUGAGAACAAUGGGGAUUUGUUGUUUCCGAAUUCUGGGAUUGGGUUUUUGUGGUGUCCCCUAGAUGAAGGUCACAAGCCAAGUGGAUUUUUUGCUAGUGUGGGGCAGAUGGGGACGGGUUUUGGUAUGUCCCCGAAUUCUCCAAAUUCUGUUGGUAGUGACUUCAAGCUUCCGCACGCCAGUUUCUUUGAGAAAUCUAUAUUGCCAGAACCCGGUUUAAAGGUUGGUGAGGUACCAGAUUUGCUGGUUGGUGAUGAGAUGGAAUUAGAAGAGCAAGGGGUAUUGAAGAAGAAGAAGGCUAAAAGGGGUGGUCUUAAAUUGAUGAUAAAAGUCGGGAAUUCAUCACUGAGGAGGUUGAUCAGUGGAGCAAUUGCUGGUGCAGUAUCGCGGACGUCUGUUGCGCCGCUGGAGACAAUAAGGACACAUUUAAUGGUGGGGAGCUGUGGAACCUCAACUGGCGAAGUGUUCCAGAAUAUUAUGAAUAAUGAAGGAUGGCAAGGCUUAUUUAGGGGUAAUCUGGUGAAUGUCAUCCGUGUUGCGCCAAGCAAGGCAAUUGAGCUAUUUGCUUAUGACACAGUCAAGAAGCAGUUGACACCUAAGACUGGAGAGGAGCCAAAACAACCUAUUCCCGCUUCUUUAAUUGCAGGUGCUGUUGCUGGAAUCAGCUCAACUUUAGUCACGUAUCCACUUGAGUUACUCAAAACUCGACUCACCGUGCAGAGGGGUGUAUACAAGAGUUUCUUGGAUGCUUUUCUGAAAAUUGUGCGAGAGGAGGGACCGGGAGAGCUGUAUAGAGGCCUCACUCCAAGCUUAAUUGGUGUAGUCCCAUAUGCUGCCAGCAAUUAUUUUGCCUAUGACUCGUUAAGGAAGGCCUACAAGCAAGUUUUCAAACAGGAGGAAAUUGGAAAUGUUGCAACCCUCCUAAUUGGAUCGGCAGCUGGUGCAAUUUCAAGUAGUGCAACUUUCCCGCUUGAGGUGGCGCGUAAACACAUGCAAGCAGGUGCUCUGAAUGGGAGGCAAUAUCGGAACAUGCUUCAUGCCCUUAUAAGCAUACUUGAACACGAAGGUGUACCUGGUUUGUACAGGGGCCUGGGCCCGAGCUGCAUGAAAUUAGUACCUGCUGCUGGAAUUUCAUUCAUGUGUUACGAGGCAUGCAAGAGGAUACUGGUUGAAAAUGAAGAUGAUUCGUAGAAAUAAAAGCUUGUGUCAGGUGCAAAUGCCAAAUAAGGGGAGCAUCUCAAUCGAUCAGUCUCUGAAUGCAUCCGACUGUGAAUUGCGAUAGUAAGGAGUUGAGAUGCCCGGAGCAACAAGUCUUAAGGCAAUUAAAACAACCAAAUGCAUGGAAAUGGAACGCCAGUCAUGGAAGGAACUGCUUAGCGUUACAGAUCCAUAUGUUUUAUAUGGCAAAUUGUGGCGAACAAAGCUGACUUGAUUCAUAAAUUCCCUUGCAUUGGUAGACAUUCUGGAGGUCGACUUAGCUUUGUGAAGCGGAUCCCAGACGUUAUUAACAGUUGCAAGCGAGGGAUCACCUAAGUCCAAUGGUGCUGAAAGCAAGAAUAAGCAGUGCUACAACUGACGUGUUAAGUUGCUCCUUCAAGUCUCCCUCUUCCUGAACAUUCUCCAUGUCUAAUUCAUUUUGGGUUUUAUUUCUUGUGCUUGAUUGUUUAGGUUGGGAACAUUCAAAUACGAUGUAACAUUCUUCUGAGAAUGACGACCUGGUUAGAGUUUGCAA
Messenger RNA from Coffea eugenioides, 2225 nucleotides. Its product is annotated as adenine nucleotide transporter BT1, chloroplastic/mitochondrial-like. The record is from RefSeq and is a predicted model, not a curated record. The coding region runs from base 470 to 1684 and encodes 404 amino acids. The transcript is spliced from 5 exons. Gene Ontology annotation, biological process: transmembrane transport. Lineage: Eukaryota; Viridiplantae; Streptophyta; Magnoliopsida; Gentianales; Rubiaceae.